AUGACGAUUUCCUAUGAUGAGGAGUUCUCCGGAUUGAUGCUUCGAUGGAGGGGAUCACUGUGGAAAGCUGUACUCAAAGACAUGAUCGCUUUCUACAUCGCCUACUACAUUAUUCUCACCUUUCAGUGGUGGUUAUUGGACGAGAAGGGCAAAGAAUAUUUCACUGGAUGGAUCAAUUGGUGUGAGGUCGGCUCCUCCUACAUUCCCCUCUCGUUCUUGCUCGGUUUCUUCGUGUCGGUGAUCGUCGCCAGAUGGUGGGAGCAAUUCAAUUGGAUCUCGUGGCCGGACAAAAUGAUGAUGAUGGUCGCCGCGUGUCUGCCCGGAAAGGAGAAUCUCCACAUCCGGGAGGCGAUUGCCCGAUGGAGCAGCUUGCAGGCGGCGAUCGCUUGGUCGGGGAUCUCGGUGAGAACACUAAAGCGUUUCCCCACCGAGCGUCACUAUGUGGAUGCUCAUCUGAUGACCGAACAAGAGUACAAUCUGUUCAUGAAUCUCGAGGCUCCGCACGGGAAAUGGUUUGUGCCAAUCGUCUGGAUCUUGAAUCUCAUCAAGAAAUGCCACAAAGAGAAGCGAAUCGACACCAUUCAAAUGGAUAUGCUUUUGAAACAGCUCUACUCGUAUCGUGACGGUUUCGCAAUGUUGUUCGUCUACGAUUGGGUGAAAAUCCCACUCGUCUACACUCAGGUGGUCGCCAUCGCCACUUACGGCUAUUUCUUCAUUUGUCUUCUUGGAAGACAACCGAAAUUGGAUCAAAAAAGUAUGGAGAAAGAAGUGACCAUUUUGUUCCCAAUCUUCACCACUUUUCAGAUGCUUUUUUAUCUGGGAUGGUUGAAAGUCGGGCAAUAUUUGAUGAACCCAUUCGGCGAGGAUGACGAUGACUUUGAGUUGAACUACGUGUUAGACCGUAACACGUGCAUUGCGCAUAUGAUGGCCACCGAGUUGGCCGAUCAAUUGCCGAACAUCGGCCAGAAGGAUAUGCAUCCGAUCAUCCCACACACUCGAGCCUCCUUCAAGAUUCAGGAUGUGAUACCGAAAUCUCAUUUGGCGGCUUUCCGUUUGAGCGAGACCGAGAUGCAGCUAAUUCGCCCAGAAGUGCUCGAUGAAGAGGCUCGGCUGAUCGAGGACGAGAAGAAGGGACAACGCAUGCGACUCGGCGCAUUCGUUAGAGCCAUCGAUAAGAAACGAGACUCCAAAAACAUCACCGAUGAGGACCCGACCGAAAUCGAAGACGACAAUGAUGAAAGGCCAAAGAGCAAA
Molecule: messenger RNA, 1254 nt
Organism: Mesorhabditis belari
Lineage: Eukaryota; Metazoa; Nematoda; Chromadorea; Rhabditida; Rhabditidae
Source: the annotation of a GenBank genome assembly